Engraulis encrasicolus (European anchovy) is the source of this 3561-nucleotide messenger RNA. RefSeq names its product integrin alpha-M-like. Gene Ontology annotation, cellular component: external side of plasma membrane; integrin complex. The record is from RefSeq and is a predicted model, not a curated record. Gene Ontology annotation, biological process: cell-matrix adhesion; cell adhesion mediated by integrin; cell-cell adhesion. Gene Ontology annotation, molecular function: integrin binding. Bases 93 to 3542 code for a protein of 1149 amino acids. The transcript has 30 exons. NCBI's taxonomy places the organism in Eukaryota, Metazoa, Chordata, Actinopteri, Clupeiformes, Engraulidae.
GCAGAGCGCACAAGUUCCACAAUUUACAAGACCAUCAUUUGUAUGCGCAAGAGACUGUGCAUUGCCUUUUUGCCGUCCUUGCAUUGAGAGGUAUGAUGCCUGGUCUGGUGGUAGCCCUUACCAUUGCAUGCGCCUGUCAUGCUGUGUUGGGGGCCAACAUAGAGUCGACUGGCUGGAAGGUUUUCAACAAGCCAGCUGAUGGCUUCGGUUACAGAGUGAUCCAGCACGGCCCGUCAAGAGUAUUGGUUAGCGCCCCACUCCAACAGCAAAAUGUCGACAAGAAAGGCCAAAUUUACAACUGCAGGGUGGAUUCAGAAUUGUGUUCAACUUUAGAUAUCAAGGAUACUGCUGUAAAUAUGUCUCUUGGUCUCUCAAUGACAAUGACUGAAACAGCUAAGAUGCCAGCUAAGACGUGGGUCUGUGGUCCCACUAUCCCCAAAGAAUGCCCCGAAGUCACCCAGUAUGGUGGGAUGUGUUUCGGUCUUAAUUCCAACCUGAGGCAAGAAGGACCUCUGCCAUUGUCCCUGGAAGACUGCAAGGCUGGUGCGGACGUUUUAUUUCUGUUGGAUGGGUCUGGAAGUGUAAAAUCUGAACAGUUCAUUGAGAUGAAAGGAUUUGUUAAGGAACUGAUCACAGCACUACUGAAAUAUGAUACCAGAUUUUCCAUAGCAGAGUACUCCUCUCACUGCACCAUCCACAUCCAGUUUGAUCAGUUUGCCAGAACACAGUGGGAGCAACAGUUGAAUAGCAUCACACAGAGUAGAGGUGUAACAACGACUGCAAGUUCCAUCCUGAAAGUUGUGAAUGAGGGGUUUGUUACCAGGGCUGGAGCAAGGGAUGAUGCAAAGAAAAUUCUCAUUGUCAUCACAGAUGGAGUCAUGUAUAUGGACACAAUCAAGUACAGUGAUGCAAUUGGACCGGCCAACAAGAAAAAUAUUACAAGAUUUGCUAUAGGGAUUGGUGGAGCUUUUGAUGACGAAUCAGCAAAAGAUGAACUGAAGGCAAUAGCAUCUGCACCUGUUGACAAACACAUGUUUAAAGUGGACAGCUUUGAAGCACUGAAGGAGAUCAGCAGCACCCUGGAAACGAGCAUUAUUGCCAUAGAAGGAAGCCAAACUGUGGGCGACUCCACAAAGAUGGAAUUUGCCCAGAAUGGAUUCAGCGCAGCUGUUGUGUCCAGCCCAGAGGAGAGGCUUCUAGUGGGUGUGGUUGGGGCAAACCAGUGGAGAGGGGGAUACCAGGACAUCCAUGUGUCUACAGGGAAAACCACAUUCAACAGGAUGGGAGACGUCUCUCCUGACAGUUAUCUGGGCUACUCCAUGGCUGUGGCGGUCAGACAGGGACAGAGCUACAUUGUAAUGGGAGCCCCCAGAUACGAACACAAGGGCCUACUCAUGGUCAUCUCUCCUGAUGGCACACGCAAGACCUUCACACAGCCACAGCCCCAGAUAGGUGCCUACUUCGGGGCAGAGGUGUGUGUGGUUGAUUUGGAUGGAGACUCCAACACUGACCUGAUUCUGGCAUCUGCCCCCAUGCACACAGAAGAGGGGAGGGAGGGAUCAGUCUUUGAGUAUAAAUUAAAAUUCGGGAAUAAGCGUGUGAUAGAGAUAAAGGAGAGUGGGACCUUGCUGGGACUGGAUGGGGAGAGGGGGAGGUUCGGCUGGGCUCUGGCCAGCCUGGCAGACCUGAACGGGGAUGAGAUCAGGGACGUGGCUGUGGGAGCCCCUCUGGAGGAUAACGGACAGGGCAGCCUGUACAUCUUCAACGGCAGAACAGGAGGCAUCAACCCCACAUACUCACAGAGGAUUGUAGGUUCAUCAGUGCGGUCCGGUCUGCGGUUCUUUGGGUGGACUGUGGCCCCGUCUGCUCUGGACCAGAGUGGAGACAGGCUGCCUGACAUUGCGGUUGGGUCCAAAGGAGCUGUUCUGCUGCUCAGGUCAAGACCCUUGGUGUCCAUAGCAACAGACGUGUCAUUCCAGCCCUCCAUAAUCCCGACGUCUGUUUCUCAGUGUGCUGGUGUGGAGAACAUUACAGCCAGCGUGUGCUUCAACAUGGCCAAGGUCACAAGCGACACGUUCACAGGACUACAAGCAGAGAUCAACUACACACUAAGCUUGGACACCACCCGAUCAAUCCCUCGCGCUUUCUUCACCUCAGUGAGUGAGGAGAAGACAAUGAGCGGAGCGGUGACAGUAUCGCUGGGGAAUAAGAACUGCUUUGAUCUCCCUUUCCAUGUUCAGUGCCAGACGGUGGAUGUAGUGAACCCUAUAGUAGUGGAGGUGGCCCUUCUCUUCCAUGGUCUUCCCAUCCAGGCGGCCUCCCAGCUAAAACCACAGCUGGACAGCAGCUCUGCCACCACCACUAUAGACAUGUUGAACUUUGAAAUGGACUGUGGACCAGAUCGUGUUUGUAUUGACAAUAUCUACCUCAGCAUUGACUUCCCUGGAUUGUCCACUAUUGAGGUGGGCAUUGCUGAGAAUAUGAUUGUUGUGGUGACAGUAGAGAACAGAGGAGAAGACUCCUACAGCACCCGUGUGUCUCUCUCCUACCCCCCUGGCCUCUCCUACAGGACUGUCACCAAGAAACAGGGCAGGGUGGAUUGCACCUCUCUGGACAGCACGGAUGAAGUCUCUCUGGGGAAGACUGACUGCAGAAUCAACACACCCAUCCUUAAAGCUGGCGACAAGGCUACCUUUGAGCUUCAAUAUGGGAUUGAUGGGAACCAUGAUUUUGGAGACAGAGUCACAAUACAGGCCCAGGCUUUCAGUAACAAUGAAAACCAUGCUGAUGGGAGCCACUUGACCAACUCCAAGGACAUCGCAGCCAAAUACAGCAUCUAUGUCCUUACGACCAGAUUUGAGGGCACAACCAGCUACAUUAAUUUCACUGCAGGAAAUUACCACUCGCAGAAACCAGUGAGGCACAGUUUACAGGUGACAAAUGCACUUCGAGAUCUCAAUCUGACAGUCGUCAUUAGUGUCCCUGUGAGACUCCAAGACAAGGACCUCUGGGCUGGUGCAAACAGCUUGCAUAUUGAUGGAUGCACAGCAGGACAGGAGUUGAAGCCAGCCAUCACAGACCUACAGCAGGUCUUCAAGAACACCAAGGAGCCAACCCUGAACUGCUCCAUUGCAGUGUGUCUGGAGUUCAGGUGUGCCUCAUACAUGCCAAAGAGGAGUCAAAACCACUACAGCAUCUCAGGAAAUGUCAGCUCAGCGUGGAUUGAACAGACUGGGCUGCGUUCUGCUUUGUUUCGCCUGGUCACUUCGGCCACUCUGGAGUACGACAACAACAAAUACAUCUUCUUCUCCUCGGACUCCUCACGACAACCACCUGUUACCAGGAUUCAGACAAAUGUGGAGCUGUAUGAGGUGCCAGAUCUGACUAAGGAGAUCAUUGGUGGAGUAGUGGGUGGUCUGCUGGUAUUGAUUCUACUGACAGUUGGCCUCACUAAGUCCGGCUUCUUCAAGAGUUCAUACCAACAGAAGCUACUGGAGGCAGAAGCUGAGGGAGAUGGCGGAGAACCACCAGGAGCAGAAUAACUUUUUUUUACUUCUCUCU